Cryptomeria japonica (Japanese cedar) is the source of this 561-nucleotide messenger RNA. RefSeq lists its product as uncharacterized. The coding region runs from base 1 to 561 and encodes 186 amino acids. Lineage: Eukaryota; Viridiplantae; Streptophyta; Pinopsida; Cupressales; Cupressaceae. The record is from RefSeq and is a predicted model, not a curated record. The transcript has a single exon. Gene Ontology annotation, molecular function: RNA-DNA hybrid ribonuclease activity; nucleic acid binding.
AUGAGGUCUCAAUCAAGAGAGAGAUGCAGUCGCUUAGGUGAGGAUCUAAAAUAUGGUCCAAAUUGUGAGGGUCGCAAUUAUAGGACACUACCUAUGGAGGGAUGGUGGAAAGAAAAUUUUGAUGGGGCCUCUAAAGGCAACCCGGGUCCUUCAAGGGCAAGGGUUAUUGUCAGGGAUUGGAAGGGUGGGGUUUUGGCUCUAGGUGCCCAGAGAUUGGCUGAAGGUACAAAUAAUUUGGCUGAAGCUUCAAUGGCACUAAUAGAUGUUAGGAUGUGUAAUCAUAUAGGUGCUAGAAAAGUGCAUUUAGAGGGAAAUUAUUUAAUAAUUAUUCUAGCAUUAAUGAAGAAGGUGAUUGAGGCAUGGCACUUGCAAGGUUGGAUUUACAAUAUCAUUGAAGAAUUGAAGUAUUUUAAUGAUUUUCAAUUAAGUCAUGUAAGGCGUACUGGUAAUGUUGAGGCAGAUAUCCUUUCCAAAUUGGCUCUUACAUUUAAUGCAAUUGGCGAUUUUAGAUUGGAAGAUUUUUGGAGUGUUUGUUUUGAGGAAGCGAGUAAUGGGCAUUAA